AUGGCUUCGCUGCGAUCUUGGUUCAGUAUACCCCGUGGUUCUCACUUCUCACUAGCCAAUAUUCCGUUCGGUGUCAUCUCGACUGCUUCGUCUAGUUCACCGCGGGUUGCAGUCGCCAUUGGAGAUCACGCUUUAGAUCUUGAAGUCUUUGCUGCAAACAAUGGCUUCUCAGGACUGUCUACGAUACAACCGCAUCAAGCUGUCUUCUCACAAUCGUCACUGAACGCUUUUGCAGCACUUGGUCGCCCAAUUCACUCCGUGGUUCGAAAGUACAUACAAACUGUCUUCUCUGUGGACACGACAUACCCGGAUGUUCUCAGGAACAAUUCUGCACUCCAGAAGCAAGCCCUAAUACCGCUCAAGGAAGUCAAAGCACAUCUGCCGUUCCAAAUCGGUGACUACACCGACUUCUUCGCGGGUAUGAACCAUGCCUACAACUGCGGCGUCAUCUUCAGAGGUCCUCAAAACGCGCUGCAACCAAACUACAAGCAUCUCCCAGUCGGUUACCACGGUCGAGCAUCCUCGGUGGUUCCAUCGGGAACUCCCAUUCGACGGCCCAACGGUCAGAUACUGCUCGACCCUACCGCGGAGAAGAAAGUGCCUACAUUUAGUCCAUGUAAGAAAUUGGAUAUUGAAUUAGAGCUGGGGGCUUUCGUCUGCGGCUCCAACGAGCAAGGAGUGCCAAUACCGAUUGAGAAAGCCGAAGAAAACCUCUUUGGCGUUGUGCUCAUGAACGACUGGUCAGCGAGGGACAUCCAAGCAUGGGAAUACGUACCUCUAGGUCCCUUCAACGCGAAGAACUUUGGAACCACAAUCAGCACUUGGGUCGUACUCGCAGAUGCACUAGAACCGUUCAAAACCAAGGGCUUGGACAACGACUCGGAAGUGCUGCCCUACUUGAAGGAGAAGAAUGAGAAGAGUGUGUACGAUAUCAACCUCGAAGUCGAUGUCAAGACAUCAUCUGGCAACAAAACAACAGUAUCGAAAGUGAAUGCACGAAAUCUGCUAUGGUCCUUCCCACAAAUGUUGACACAUCACACCAUCACAGGAUGCCCCUUCAGACCGGGUGACUUGCUGGGCUCUGGUACCAUCAGUGGCAAUUCUCCGGCUGAGUACGGAAGCUUUUUGGAACAGAGUAACAAUGGUAAAGAGACUAUCGCGCUAGAAGGUGGUGAGAAGAGGACAUUCUUGGAGGAUGGGGAUGAGAUUACUAUUCGAGGAUUGUGCGGUUCAGAUGAUGAAGCUUUGGUCGGCUUUGGAGAGUGUGUUGGUCGCAUCGAGCCUGCAUUGAAGUUGGGCUUUGCUUGA
Molecule: messenger RNA, 1308 nt
Organism: Alternaria atra
Lineage: Eukaryota; Fungi; Ascomycota; Dothideomycetes; Pleosporales; Pleosporaceae
Exons: 2
Coding region: 1-1308 (435 amino acids)
Biological process (GO): homogentisate catabolic process; L-phenylalanine catabolic process; L-tyrosine catabolic process
Molecular function (GO): fumarylacetoacetase activity
Source: RefSeq, a predicted model, not a curated record